AUGCAGACAAUACGCCUAGCACGCCAUUUAAGACCAUUACAGCGACUACGCGUGCACCCUCAGCGCACCAUUUCCACCAACCCUCGGCACUUCUCACCCUCGUCACCCUUUGGAUCCGGCCCUGCGCCACCGCGCCUCCCCAAGGAAGAGCAAGAAAUCUUCGAGCGUCUGCAAAGACAAUCGACGGGCGCCUUCAGCACGCCUCGACCGGAAAUCAAUCAAUCCCCGGAUUCUUCUAGCUUGCCGUCGUCGUCGUCAGUUAGGAUCAACCAGUCACCUGAUCUUGCUUCUGGGGAUGAGAUCAGGACGGUGGAUGCGGUGAGGAUCCAGGAGGGCGAGGAGGUGCAUCCGAAUUUGAGAAGGGGAGCGCCGCCGGAGUUUGAGGGCGAUGUUAAUCCCAAGACGGGGGAGAUUGGGGGCCCCAAGAAUGAGCCGUUGAGGUGGGGGGCGCAGGGGGAUUGGAGUUAUAAUGGGAGGGUGACGGAUUUUUAG
Westerdykella ornata is the source of this 492-nucleotide messenger RNA. RefSeq names its product DUF1674-domain-containing protein. The transcript has a single exon. Gene Ontology annotation, cellular component: mitochondrion. Gene Ontology annotation, biological process: mitochondrial respiratory chain complex II assembly. Lineage: Eukaryota; Fungi; Ascomycota; Dothideomycetes; Pleosporales; Sporormiaceae. The record is from RefSeq and is a predicted model, not a curated record. Bases 1 to 492 code for a protein of 163 amino acids.